Trematomus bernacchii (emerald rockcod) is the source of this 3548-nucleotide messenger RNA. RefSeq names its product mitogen-activated protein kinase 11 (gene mapk11). The transcript is spliced from 12 exons. Gene Ontology annotation, cellular component: cytoplasm; nucleus. Lineage: Eukaryota; Metazoa; Chordata; Actinopteri; Perciformes; Nototheniidae. The record is from RefSeq and is a predicted model, not a curated record. Gene Ontology annotation, biological process: intracellular signal transduction; protein phosphorylation. The coding region runs from base 137 to 1222 and encodes 361 amino acids. Gene Ontology annotation, molecular function: ATP binding; MAP kinase activity.
GGGAGACAGACACUUUGCAGCGGCAGCUCGGCAGCAGCAGACGGCGGCCCUGCCUCCGGUCCCUCAGCACCGUGCUCCUCUGAUCCUCUCCUCUCUGCUCUACUCCCCGCUCUCUGCUGCGCACUGGCCUACAGAAAUGUCCGCCAGACCAGGAUUCUACCGGCAGGAGCUGAACAAGACUGUGUGGGAGGUUCCGGAGAGGUACCAGAACCUGACGCCGGUGGGCUCCGGAGCGUACGGCUCGGUGUGUUCGGCAUAUGAUGUGGUCCUGCGGCAGAAGGUUGCAGUGAAGAAACUAUCGAGGCCUUUCCAGUCUCUGAUCCACAGCCGCCGCUCGUACCGGGAACUCAGGCUGCUCAAGCACAUGAAACACGAGAAUGUAAUCGGGCUGCUGGACGUCUUCACACCUGCUGCAACGUUAGAGGACUUCAAUGAACUCUACCUGGUGACUAACCUGAUGGGUGCAGACCUCAACAACAUCGUGAAAUUUCAGAGGCUGUCAGACGAACACGUGCAGUUCUUGAUUUACCCAGCUUCUGCGCGGCCUCAGUACAUCCAUUCAGCGGGGUUGAUCCACAGAGACUUAAAGCCGAGUAAUGUGGCAGUAAAUGAGGACUGUGAGCUGAGGAUCCUGGACUUUGGAUUGGCCAGACAGACAGACGAUGAGAUGACAGGGUAUGUGGCGACUCGCUGGUAUCGAGCGCCGGAGAUCAUGCUCAACUGGAUGCACUAUAAUCAGAAUGUUGAUAUUUGGUCAGUGGGAUGCAUAAUGGGUGAGCUACUGAAGGGAAAAGUCCUCUUUCCUGGCACUGACUAUAUCGACCAGUUGAAGAGAAUCAUGGAGGUGGUGGGGACUCCGACCCCAGACCUGUUAAAAAAGAUCUGCUCUGAACAUGCACAGAAGUACAUCCAGUCUCUGCCCUUCAUGCCCCAGCAGGACCUAGAAAAGAUAUUUAGAGGGGCCAAUCCACUAGCUGUGGAUCUCCUGAAGCGUAUGCUGGUUCUGGACUGUGAUGGGAGGAUCUCGGCCUGUGAGGCUCUGUCCCACCCUUACUUCUCACAGUACCACGAUCCCGACGACGAGCCAGAUGCCCCCCCGUACGACCAAACGCUGGAGAGUAAAGACCGAACUCUGGAAGAAUGGAAAGAGUUAGUAUUUGAAGAAGUGAACAGCGUCAGUGCAUCCGGCACCAAGACUGAUAGCCUUCAGGUGGAGCAGUAAGCGUUUUUGUGCCCUGCCUCAACCUUUUCAUGAAGAAGGACCAUAUACUACAUGACUGGGGGAAGAACUGUGGCAAGCCAACCGAAGAAAACUCUACAUUCCCUCUGCUCAGUGUGACUCUGUUCGAUUGCCUUUCAUGAGUUUAUUUGAGCAGCAGGGCAGGACGGUGUCCACAGGAAAAGAUACACACAUUGCAAUUACAGGGAGCAUUUUAGAUUCCAAUAGAAGGAGCUUCCUCUUAUGUUUUCGCUCAUUGAAUGUAAAAUGAGGAACCAUUCAACAUGGCUGUCAGGGAUCGCAAAGGGCGUGAGGAUUCAUACAAGGGAGCAACUUUAGGAACUGAACUGGGUUUACAGGCUGAUAGAAAGGUAUUGAAGGAAAGAAAACACGCACACUAGGAUUUCCAAAGCAACUACAUAGUGCCGUCUGGUCCCUCCUCAUGACAAAUGUCAUAAGCAGUCAGUUCUCUCAUAUAUGGAAUUCAUGUUUAAAGGCUUGCAGCACUGCCACGUCAUGUCGCAGAGCAACUUAACAUUUAACCUGCAUACUACUGCAUGAUUUCUGUGCAUUUUGAUUAUUACAGAAUAUUACUGCUAUUGUACUGUAUAACCAUUAAAGCUGCUUAUUGCAUCUGCCACACGCAGCCUGAGGGCCGGAGAGAGGCAUUAUCAAAACAUGUGACCAACUUAUAACAAUAACACAAAAGCAGACAAGAAAUACUGUACUUCCUCAGACGAGAGUCAUCCUCUCCUGCUUACAAAGUAGUAAACACCAACUGUGCUACUAAUUAGCAAGGGAAUAAAUAUAUGCCAAAACUGGAGCAGAAUGACUGUGUUGCAGGUCUGUGUUUACUGUGCUGUCGCUUCACAUAUACACUUUUCCCUGAUGUCUGGCUUCUGAUCACCUGUUGGCUGUGGCAGCGCUCCGUCAGGUUUCCAUGGUUCUCUGCAGUGAGUUUUACAGCCCGGUUAUUGUUUACAAUUGUUUAGAUUAUGGGCCUUUGGUGCUGGAUAAUAGUUACCCCAGCUUCAUCAAAAUAAUUGUUUGAUUGCUCGUGGCAUAUUUUCUCAUGUUCUUCUUCAUGUCAUUGGGCGCUAUGAUGAAACUAAUACAGUGUGUACACAUUCAUAAGCGUUCACAGUAUUCAAGCACUGGAAAUGUUCUUCACUUUGAUUUGGGAUAUUUGAAUAGCAGUUCAAGAAAGUUACAGGGAACAUAUAUAAGCAGCAUAAACUCAAUACAUACAGAUUAUUACAAAAAAUGACUUCCUCACUGACAUUGGGUCAGCCAUCUUGCAUCAGACUGGAGUUUCAGUUCUACAAACUUUUUGCUGAGGUAGUAAUAAUCUGCUUGUAUUAAACCACAGUGUGCAGAGGCAGCAAACCACAGGUUGUCCAGCCGAAUUGAAUGCAACUGGGGUUCAUCGGACAAAUAUCUGAUCAUUUUAAUGGCAUAACCCUCAACCUUAAUAGAUGUGGUAUCACAUAUAAGAUGCAUUUGAAAUAAACAAGACAUCAUGUGGUGGUUUGGCCCCAUUUUAGUAAAUUGGAGGGUUUAUCGACAGAUGACCCAUCUGGAGAUAAAAGGCUAAUAAAUGAGCAUACACAUAAAUCCAGUUUAUAUCUGACUGCUGCAGAUGUGUUUUUAUAAGUAAGAUAAGCUAGGUUGUCAUACUAUCAUACCUAAAGUAUGUAGUAUACACAUGGUUGGCACCUAAACUCAUUGGCUACUGAUAUAAAAUGAACAAUAGAAGGAGAUCAAUCUUAGCUAGCUAGGCUAGCUAGGUUAAAUUCAAUUAAAUUCAUGUACUGUGGCUUUUCCCACUCAAGUCUCACCAAACCAAUGAGAUCAUUUCUGGCGUCAAAAAACAUUAUCAGAGCUAAACCAUAAAUUGAUCAAAAAGUAUUAAAGAACACAGUACAGGAAACCUCCUCCUCCCAAUGUAGCCUUUUCUGCAGGUCUUCCAUUAACAGUGGAGGCGAAAUGUUGAAUUUACAGUCCAAAUGAAUCUAAACUGUAUGUGUCAGUCGAAGCGUGUCAGAGCUCUGAAUGUUUAAGUGUUAUGUGCUUUAUGUGGAUGUUGUAUCUGUGGUGGAACUGAAAAGCAAACUGCAAAUCGAAUGUAUACGUAUACUGUAUGUAUGUUACAAGUGUUUUUUAAAACAUGGUGGAAUGUGAUUUAACAUUAGCCAUGACUUUCAAAUCACUGAACUGAAUGUCAACAAUCAGUUUCAAAUGAUUCAGAUGAUUUUCUUAUUCAUCAUCUACGCUGGGUUAUGCUCGGCAAGUGUUAGCAUCAAUCGAAUAAACACCAUCAGUUCUGUUA